Molecule: messenger RNA, 1315 nt
Organism: Branchiostoma belcheri (Belcher's lancelet)
Lineage: Eukaryota; Metazoa; Chordata; Leptocardii; Amphioxiformes; Branchiostomatidae
Exons: 4
Coding region: 107-1261 (384 amino acids)
Source: RefSeq, a predicted model, not a curated record
CAUUACGUCAUCGCGACAAGUUGUUUACCGUCUGCAGAAACGAUCGAGCUGUGCGCAGCAGCGUUCUGGGUUGACGGUGGGUGUGGGCCUUCUCCGCUUCGUAACAAUGUUAUUAUGUUGCGAGGACUUCGUGCCGAGCCUUCUCGCCGGCGGCCGCCGUCCCAAGCUCGCCCCUUUCUCCGACAGCGUCGGCCAAGCGAACCGCUGGCUGGGCGAACACCCGGAAGUGUUGGUGCACAGGUGCGAGACGCUCCGCGCGGCUGUCUCCCCACAACAUGGCGAAUACUGCGACACCCAGGUCAUGUCAUACCCAGCCGGGAAACCUAAGGACGUCUCACGGUUCUCACUUCGUGGUCUGAGGAUCUGGUACCAGAAACAGCCUGAACAGGAAAAACAUCCUUCAAAACCCUCUCAGAUCACUUCAAUUGAUGUCCUGCCAAGGGAUCACGGUGACAAGGUGGAGACCUUCCAACAUGUCCUGACCCGCCUGAAUGGUCUGAUAGCAGAGAGGAAGGGACAACAACUCCUCAACAUAGAAACUCUGACAAUCCCAGGAGACAAGAAAGAAAUGGACUGUGAAGAAACUGUGUUGCCUAUUCUGACGCCGACCAAGUUGGUGCGGUUCCUUCGAGCCUACCUGAUCUCAGUAGAAGGAUCACCACUUCCUCCUGAAGUCCACUUCCAAGACUUCCUCCCCCAGCAGGUAGCCAUUGGAAAGGUGUCCACUUUUUCCACCAAGUUACCCACAUUCGAACCUCUGUCUGAGACCUUCACAAAGGCAAACAAGUGGUUACAGGCUUACCCUGAUGUUAACCUGGUUAAUGUGCAGGUUUUUGAGGUCUUACUGGAUAAAGAGGCUUCAUACUGUGCAAGUGACCCUCAAACAUGUUUCUUUUCCGCUAAAAAGCCCCCGUUUGGAUGGUUGAAGGUUGUUCGUAUUUACUACAAUGUCGAACAAGGAAGUGCCUCAGUUGGCAAACUGGUUGAUCUGUCAUUCUGUCCUGAAGUGAAGGAAAAGAAAACCCUGUUACACUAUGCCCAGUAUGAAGAAUUGGCUGAAGUAGUGAAGAAGGUGCAGUUGAAGUGUGAGAGUGUAGGGGGCGUGCCUGCAGGUGUGCAGUCUGUCUGGACCUACCCAGACUGGGAGAGUGGGCAGGAUGUGUUUCAGCCCAACACUAGCUUACACCUGGAGCCACGCCUGGAUGGCACAGAGCACCUGCCACAAGUGGAAACCAUCCAGGUGUGCAUGAUUGUGAAGUAGGCCACAUAGAGUUGGUUUUACGAUGAUCAUCCUGCAUCCUGAAAUGAUAAUUUG